Molecule: messenger RNA, 3608 nt
Organism: Columba livia (rock pigeon)
Lineage: Eukaryota; Metazoa; Chordata; Aves; Columbiformes; Columbidae
Exons: 13
Coding region: 333-1871 (512 amino acids)
Cellular component (GO): external side of plasma membrane
Source: RefSeq, a predicted model, not a curated record
GAAACAGCAUCGCUUCGAUUGGCUCUCUCGCCCGCCACUCCUCAUUCUCACCUGCUGAUUGGCCGGAGCGCUGGGGUUUUCAGCAGCUGGCACCGCCCUCCAUCUCUUAGCAGCGGGACAGCGGCUGUGACAGGAGCGGUCUGAGGAGCUGCUGGGACCAGGUGCUGGCAACUGGCUCCAGUGUCACCGUCAGAGCAGGGACAGGGCGAGGUUGUGCUGACAGCACCUCGCUGACCCUGGUUAUCAUCACAGGACAGUGGCUGAUACUUGAAAUCAGCUGUGCCAGCUGUCUGGUAACAGAAAUAAACAUCCUGAUCUACUGUGUUCUCAUCAUGUUUUCUGCGCUCUCCCAGUAUGAAGGUAACAGUUGUGGUCAGAAAACUACAUCUGGGCCUGGCUGGAAAUCGUUUUUGCCAGUGCAGAUAAUGCCUUGUGUCGAAGAUUCCACUACUUACAAGGAAAGAGGUUUCCCGUCUCAUUUGCCUGUGGGACAAGGGGAGAAGAACAGAUUCUGUGACACAGAUGGGAAUGUGGACGAGCCCCUGGGUCCCCAGUGUGGAUGGGUGUCCCGCCACCCAGAGCUGCCUGGGCAGACAGACAAAGGGACGGGCAGAGGACGUGUGGGCGAGCGGUGCGUGCCCCGUGGAGUGUGGGUCCUGGUUCUGGUUCUGCUCCUGGUUUUGCUGCUGGCUGCUGUGCUGUCAGCAGGAAGAGCUGGAGCAAGAGCGGCUGCGGUGCUGGGCUGUCCUGACGACUGGGUUGGGUACCGCAAUGUCUGCUACUACCUGUCGAGCACGGAGCAGGAGGGGAGCUGGGAGUGGAGCCAGGAACGGUGCUCCUUGCUCGGGGCCUCGCUGGCUGUGCUGGAGAGGGAGUGGGAAACAGAGUUUCUCUCACGCCUCAGGGGCAACAUUGAUUACUGGCUGGGGCUGCGGAGACGGGACGGGCGGCUGCAGUGGGUGAACGGCAGCAGCUUCAACCACAGGUACCUGGUGUACGACCAAGGCGAGUGUGCAUUUUUGAAUAGCCGUGGUGUUGUUAUUUCAAGCUGCUCACAGCUCCGACCAUAUCUCUGCAGCAAGCCCCAAGCUAUCAUAUCCCUUGUGUUCCUGCGUACGGGGGCUUGUGUGCCGCCCCCCCAGAAGCUGCUGCCGCAGGAGCCCCAGCAGCAGCUGGAAGCAGCCGUGGGCGUUGGGGACAAACCCACCUGCUGCAGCUCCUGGAAGCUGGAAACUGAAGCUGCUUUGGACCAAGGAGGCGGCCCAGAAAAGCCCAUUUUCCGCUCAGCAUGCACAGGCUGCCGCAGCAGAGAGCAGAGCCAAGGACCAGUGAGCACCAGCCCUGCCAUGGGGACCUUGGGAGGUUUUAGCCUUAAGUGCAUUAAGGAUCAAAAGGUCCCCAUCGGGGUCACCGUGGUCGUAGCCGCGUUGCUCCUCACCAUCAUCGCGCUGGCGGUUAAGAAAUGCCCGUCCUGCCCCUCUCACGUCCUUCCCAGCUGCCUGAACAAUGGCAUUGGAUACGGGGAAAAGUGCUUUUACUUCAUUGAGGACGAAGCGGAGUGGAACAGGAGUCGAAUCGUGUGCGUUUCUCUGGGGGCGCAUUUGGCCACCAUCGACAGCUGGGAGGAGCUGCGUUUCCUCUUGCGCUAUGGGCGCUCCUUGCACUACUGGUUGGGUCUCCAAAGGGAAGAGUCUGGACCUUGGAAAUGGGUCAACGGGUCUCUCUUCAACAACUGGUUUGAUGUCCGGGGAAAGGGACAAUGUGCCUAUAUCAACCAGGACGGGGUCAGCAGCGACUGGUGCUCCCAGACGAAAUUCUCUGUCUGCAGCCACCAGCAAAACCGGCCCAGCGCCAUUCAGAAGGAUUCAUAAACCCUCCCCAAUUUCACCUGAAAUUUCCCCCUCGGCAGAGGGGAUCAACCACAAGCUGCUAUUAACCCUCCACGACGUGUUAGCAAUGGUGCAAAUUCAUUUUGGUUUUAGGUUACAAAAGCAGAAACGCCUCACAACGCUGACACAAAGCUGAGACCAAAGAAUCCUCACUCGGGUUUGACCACAAGUGUCUUUCCAGCGUUUGCAGCUGCGGGGACACUCGGGGACACUCGAGGGGUUUGGAAAACUCCCCGCUCUGCCGCUGCCGCCCCAUGGAGCUCAGUCCCGCUGGUUUUCCCGUCCUCGGUGUUGUGUGUGUUGGUUUUGGUUUUGGUUUUGGUUUGGUUUUAUCUGGGUUUGGAGGAUCUGGAGGCAAUGGGCAGAAAUACAAAGUGGAGACCCCGACCUCAGCAAGGAGCCCCAACCGCUGCUCUGGGAUGUGUUUUGGCGUCCCGGUGAAUUACCCAGCGCUGCGUUUGUCCUGGUUUUCCUGGUCAUUUCCUCCGGCUUAAAUCUCGGUGGCUUUUUUCUGGCAAACCCACUGCAGUGGAGCGCUGCAGAUGUGGGAACGCAGCUGCCCCCCCCGAAUCGCGGCACAAGCCUUCGCCUGGACGGGACCCAGCACCGGAGACCUGGGGAGCACCGGGACGGCCAUCAGCCUGGCGCCGUGCGUCGCGCGCUGUGUGUUCAGUUACAAUAGUUAUCUCAUUACAGUGUUUUCCUCCCACAACCUGAACCGGCACAGCCGCUGUCAGCUCAGCUGAUGGUACCACCCUCUUGUUUUUCCAACUGUUGGGGAAGCAGAACUAUCGGUAAUCCCGUGCUCACCCCAAAAGAUAAUUACCCCUCCCCACACCCCCAUGUGUGUACUAACAAAUAUUAGCUCGGUCGGAUCGAUUGCAAUUUGCACAUUAUUGCACUUUGCAUUUGGGUAUAUAAUAGGAAUAAGGGUUUAAUUGCUUUUUCCCCUCUCUUCUCCCUGUUUCGCAGCUGGGCUGCAGAGAACAAACCCGUGUUGCUCUGGUUUCUCUGUGCUCCUAUGAGCGUUGCUGCUGCCUCCAGGGGGAUUUUGGGGGCAGCCGGGUCUGUGCUGAGCAUCGCGCUGGAAACAUUUCCCCUGGGCCGGGGCUGUUGGAACCUGCUCGUGAACCGGAGCGAGGGGCACUCACAGGGCUGCUUGUAACGCGGAUCCGUCCCACCAGCUCCACUCCUGCCCGCGCGUCUGGUCGAUGCUCAGCCCCAUCCAGGCUCCGGAGCUGGUUCUGGUCAUCUCCCCGAUGAAAGCCUGGGAGAGAAGAAGAGACUCAGAGGUGAUCGCAUGGCAAAGAGACCUGAUCCUGCCCAUGAGGCUCUGGUCUGGGAUGGGCCCGGCACAUCCCGGUUGCUGACUGGGGCUAGAGGGGUUGGUGGGUGCUUUGGAAGAGAUGGGAGUGUGGUCUGGAGAUGACGGGCAGGGCUGGAGACAUUCACACCCGAUCCUGUGUGAUCUGCUCUGGUGACCCUGUGUUAGCAGGUGGGUUGGAAUGGAUGAUCUCCAGAGGUCCCUUCAACCCAACCAGCCUGGGACUCUGUGUAUGAUUCGGUGAAGCAGGUUUUUUUUGGGGUGACAGAGGAGCCUGGAAUCUCAUAUAUGGGGCAACAUGUAUUUGCCCUUUUUCCUUAACCUCACCUAAGUUCUGAUUUAUGUUUUGAGGCUCUUUUUCCCCCUGAAAUAAUAGAAUCAUUUUGGUUGGAAAA